AUGGCAGAAUCGGAUUCUGCAGACUUUGACCUGGUGUGGUAUCUAAACGAUCUCAGUGACAAGGAAUUCCAGAGUUUUAAGAAUUGGUUUGAACAAGAGACUGUGCAGUUUGGACUGCCACAGUGCCCACGGAUUAACCUCAGGAUGACCAGACAGGAUGUGGCCAACGUGUUGACCACGUCUUAUGAGGCACAGCACACCUGGAAUGUGAUGGUCAGCAUAUUCCAAAAGAUCCGCCGUGAGGAUCUCUGUGAAAAGAUCAAUGAUAGGCGAAACCGUAGUGAAAAGAUGCACAAAGUGCUCAUGAAGGAAAAAUUCAUGCUCCAGUGGGAAAAAUCCCCCUUGGAAGAAUUCCAUCAUCAAUUCUUCUGUGAAGUUGCCAUGGACGUCUUCUAUGUUCUUCAACUGGCAAUUGAUCCUCAUGACUCUUACCCCAAAGAGAAUCUUAAUAUACUCCUGACGGGACACGCAGCAGCUGGGAAAUCCAUGAUUGUCAAAAUGGCGGUGUUUCAGUGGGCCAGUGACAGUGGAAACAUGUGGAAGGGCAGGAUCUCCUACGUGGUUCACCUCACGGCUCACGAAAUGAACCAGAUGACCCACAGUAGCUUGGUAGAGCUGAUCUCCAAGAACUGGUCCGAGGGUCCGGCCCCGAUUGCAGACAUCCUGUCUGACUCCCGGAGGCUCCUGUUUAUCCUUGAGGACUUGGACAACAUGAGUUUCACCGUGAGCACGGAAAAAUCUUUUCUGUGCAGUGACAGCAGAGAGCAGGUCCCGGUACCGGUUCUCCUGGCCAGUUUGCUGCAGAGAAAAAUGGCUCCAGGCUCCUGGUUCCUCCUCACAUCAAGGCCCAUUGGCGAGGAGGCCCUCAAAGCAUUCAUGAAGCCGACAGAUUGCAAUGUGUUCCUGCAGCUCUCAGAUGAAAUGAGGCGAAUAUAUUUCAACUUAUUUUUCAAGGACAGCCAGAGGGCUGCAGCAGCCUUCAAGUUUGUCAACGAGAAUGAGGUGCUUGUGGGUCUUUGCAGAGUCCCCAUUCUAUGUUGGAUCACGUGUUCGGUGCUGAACCAACAGAUGGACAUGGGGGACAACAUCCCCCUCUCCUACCAAAUGCCCACAGAUAUCUAUGCCCAUUUCCUUGCCCGUGCAUUGACGUCUGGGGCUGGAGUUCCCAGUGGUCAGUCCCCCCUUGUUCUCCUAAAGCGCCUGGGUGUGCUGGCAGUGGAAGGACUGUUUCAAAACACUCUGAAUUUCAGUGUCGGAGACCUCAGCACUGUUGGGCUUACCGAGGCUGACGUCGGCAUGUUGCAGGCCCUGAAUAUUCUUUUGCCCAGCAACAGUUGUGAAAACCAUUACCAGUUCGCCCAUGUGAACAUCCAGGAGUUUUGUGGGGCCAUAGGCUACCUGAUGACAGUUGCUGAUUGCCCCCUCCCCUCGGGUAAUAAAGUGAACAAAGACAGUAGGGAUCAGUACAAUGACUUUGAACCCAUCAUCAAUUUCAUUUUUGGCCUCCUUAAUGAGAGGAGAAGAAAGGUCCUGGAGACGUCCUUGGGCUGUCAACUCCCCAUGGCAAUUUGCUUCAAGGAGUACUUGCUGGCACAAAUGCAGCAAUUGGGUGAUGAACUAAAAGCCAUGGAGCACCACACGCCUUUGUUUUACUGUCUGUUUGAGAAUCAGGAGGAAGAAUUUGUGAGCCAGAUGAUGGGCUUUUUCUCGGAGGCUACCAUUUAUAUCCAAGCCAACAGAGACCUGAUGGUGUCGUUAUACUGCCUGAAGCACUGCUGUUCUCUCCGGAAACUUAAGCUGAGUGUUCACAUCUUUGGAGACAAGGAGUUUGCUGGGAAACUAACUCCUAGUCAAAUGAAGAGCCUGCUCUACUGGAGAGACACCUGCUCUCUGCUUCACACGAUGGAGACACUCCGGGAGCUAGAAAUCUGCAACAGCAACCUUGACGACACUUCAGAGAGAGUUUUGUCUAAGGCCCUGAGACACCCCGACUGUAAACUUGAAAUGCUCUCGUUGUCAUACCUCUCAGCGGGGUCAGAUUUUGAUGACGUGUUUAAGGCCGUGGUUCAUAACCAGAAUCUGCACUGUCUGAGCCUGAACUGUAUGACCAUCUCCCUAAGGAUGUUUUCCCUUCUGCAUGAGGUCUUGAGCCACCCAUUGUGCAGCAUACGUCAUCUGAGCUUGAUGAAAUGCGGUCUGCAGCCUAUUGUGUGUGGAGAGAUUGCCUCAUUCCUUGUCAACAGCCAGAAUCUGAGAAAACUGACCUUAUCCAACAACCCCCUGAGUCACGAUGGGGUAAAAAUACUGUGUAAUGCUUUGCUGCAGCCAGAGUGCGCUCUCAACUCGCUGGUGUUGCUCUUCUGCUGUCUCACCGCAGAUUGUUGCUACCCCAUCGGAAGAGUCCUCUUGUUCAGCAAGACUCUGGUCCAUCUGGACCUGAGUGUGAAUUGCUUACGAGAUCGUGGCAUGCUGGCUUUGAGUUUGCCCUUGUUCCUUCCAACCUGUCCAUUACGUGAGCUGGAGUUGUGUGGUUGUUUCUUUACGGGUGAAAUCUGUCAGUAUAUUGCCUCGAUUAUUAUUAGUAAUGAAAACCUGAAGAGCCUGGAGCUUGGGAGCAAUAACAUAGGCGAUGCAGGAGUGGAGCAGCUGUGCCACGCUUUGAGACACCCAAACUGCAAGUUGGAGAAUAUUGGGCUGGAAGAGAACAUGUUAACGGGUGCAUGCUGUGAGUCACUGGCCUAUGUUCUUAUCAGCAACAAAACACUGAAAAGACUCAAUCUGCUUAACAAUAAAUUGGGUGAUGAAGGAAUUGCAAAGCUCCUAGAGAGCUUGGGACACCCAGAUUGCAUGCUUGAAGAAAUUGGGCUUCCUGAAAGUAAUGUGAGUGCAGAAACCCAAAGGUUGCUGAAGGCUGUACGAGAAAAAAACACCAAUCUGCUUUUUGUAUCUCAGUCUUGGGCUGGAAAGGAAGGCAGAGAAAUUGGUGAUAGGCCAGGUUCAAUGAAGCCUAAUUUGCAUUGGUAUUCAAUAUUUUUCAAAUUUCCCACAAGAGUUAUGACUGUAUAA
Carlito syrichta (Philippine tarsier) is the source of this 3066-nucleotide messenger RNA. RefSeq names its product NLR family pyrin domain containing 11 (gene NLRP11). The record is from RefSeq and is a predicted model, not a curated record. The transcript is spliced from 9 exons. Gene Ontology annotation, biological process: regulation of inflammatory response. Gene Ontology annotation, cellular component: cytoplasm. Gene Ontology annotation, molecular function: protein binding. NCBI's taxonomy places the organism in Eukaryota, Metazoa, Chordata, Mammalia, Primates, Tarsiidae. The coding region runs from base 1 to 3066 and encodes 1021 amino acids.